CCCCAUCCAAACGAUCUGUCUGCUGGAAGCCUGGUGCUAUAGAGUCGGGUCAACAAGGAAGGAGGCCUCAUCCCUGUGGAAGCAGGAACUAGAGUUCACCCUGGAUGACAACUGUUAGUGAAAAUAUGGAGGCCCAAGAUGAGAAAGCUCAGACAUCUAGACCUUUGGAUCCCAAAUGCCUUACUUCUACUACCUCAGCUCCCCAGCUGUUAAAGUCUGAGUUGCCAACUGAGGAAUUGAUGGGGAAGGGACAGAAGUUUGACACUCUGCCAUCAUACAUUUGGUCUGAUGAAGAUAAUGAUGAGACCACAAGCAAUGAUGAGCCGAAGGAUGAAGCUCCCCCUGACCGACCAUCCUGGGCCAAUAAAAUUGAGUACCUCCUGGCCCAGGUGGGCUUCUCUGUGGGGCUGAGCACCAUCUGGCGCUUUCCUUAUCUGUGUUUUCACAACGGAGGUGGCACUUUUCUUAUCGUCUACAUCUUCAUGCUGUUCUUGGUCGGGGUUCCUCUUCUAUUCCUGGAGAUGGCAGCUGGUCAGAGGAUGCGUCAGGGCAGCAUUGGCGUAUGGAAGGUCAUCAGCCCCUGGAUUGGUGGUGUGGGGUAUACCAGCUUCAUGAAUUCUCCAUGGUCCCUAGGUUUGCUGCAUCGUGGGCUUGUACUACAGUGUGCUCAUGGCCUGGAGUCUCUUCUAUUUAGUUCAGUCUUUCCAAUCUCCACUGCCUUGGGCAUUUUGCCCCUUACUAAGGAACUCCAGUACUUUUGUUUCCUCCAUGCCCAGUUCACCUCAGAUCCUGAAUGUGCGCGGACAACAUCCACUACAUACUUUUGGUACCGGCAUGUAUUGAAGGCCACGGAUGAAAUCGAAAUUGGUGGGCUACCAGUUGAGCAUCUCAGUGUCUCUCUCUUUGUGACCUGGUUGAUAAUCUGUAUCUCCAUAAUAAAAGGACCCAAGUCCUCUGGAAAGAUGCUGUAUGUCUCAGUGCUCCUUCCCUACUUCAUCCUUUUCUGUCUCCUUAUCCGGAGUCUCAUGCUGGAAGGUGCAAAAUUUGGUCUCAACAGUUUGUUGGCUGCCCAGGUGCCAGCCCUGUAUUCUGUGGAAGUGUGGCGCCGGACAGGGAACCAGAUCUUUUUAUCCAUGGGCCACGGCUUUGGCAGCUUCACCGCAAUCAGCUCAUACAUCCCUCGAUCCAACAACUGUGUCCUGGAUGCCUUUGUUGUGGCUCUGCUCAACCUGACUGCCUCACUGACUGCCAUGGUGUUUGUAUUUGCCAUAAUGGGCCACUUGGCCACAAAGAACAACGACAAAUGUUACCUGAAGAAUGUCGAGACAGUGAUGAAUCUGAUAGUUACUGGGGUGUUGCCUCCUGAGGCCCGGCCCCCAGACAGUCUGUAUUAUGAUCCAAGCUCCAUCUACUCCGAAUGGUUCAAGAACCUUCCUGAACAAGUGAAAAGCAUGAUCCUACCCCAUUUGUCCAAUUGCAACUUAUCUGAACAAUUGAAGGAGGUUAUGGAGGGCCCUGGUGUGGCCUUUGUGGCAUUUACCGAUAUCAUCUCUUUGUUUUCUGGAUCCAACUUCUGGGCCAUCAUCAUCUUUGUGUUGCUGGCGAACCUGGGGCUGAGCACCAUGAUAGGGAUCAUGCAGGGCAUUAUUACCCCUCUCCAGGACAUCUUCACUUCCCUCAGGAAACAUACAAAACUGCUUACAGUGGGCAUCUGUGUGCCUAUGUUCCUGGGCAGCCUCUUUUUCGUGAGGCCUUCUGGCAGCUACUACAUGAACUUGCUGGAUGAUUACUGGGCAUCUCUGCCCCUCUUCUUCAUUGUCAUGUUGGAGAACGUGGCCAUGGCCUGGAUCUAUGGAGCCAGGAGGUUCCUUGCAGACCUGAUUAUCAUGUUGGGCCGUCCCAUCUCCCCGAUCUUUCGCUGGCUGUGGUCCUUUCUGUCUCCAUUUGUGCUGAUAGUCCUGUUUAUAAACACCCUGAUUCACCUGUCUCUGAAGAGCAUCACCUACUUGGCCUGGGACUCCAGCAUUUCAAAUGAGGUGAUCCGAACUUAUCCGUCAUGGGCUAAAGUCUUGCUCGUCAUCUUCAUUGUCAUCGCCAUCUUGCCUGUCCCUGCCUACUUCCUAUACACACUCGUUGAUGUGGCUUUUCCAGUCUCCAUGAUUCACAGUAAGGGCACAAUUAUCUUCAAACCUGAAGCUAAAAAGAACUCACUGAACCCCCGUUCACGGCUUCAGGUGAGGCAAAACCAAAAGAAGGCUAAUAAAAUGGAUAAACAACCAAGGAAAAACCUCCCUGCCAUGUGAGUAAUUCAUCUUGGAAAUAAAUACUUGAUUUUA
Messenger RNA from Hyaena hyaena (striped hyena), 2336 nucleotides. RefSeq names its product orphan sodium- and chloride-dependent neurotransmitter transporter NTT5-like. Gene Ontology annotation, cellular component: membrane. Gene Ontology annotation, biological process: sodium ion transmembrane transport. Bases 105 to 2303 code for a protein of 732 amino acids. The record is from RefSeq and is a predicted model, not a curated record. Lineage: Eukaryota; Metazoa; Chordata; Mammalia; Carnivora; Hyaenidae. The transcript has 12 exons.